This is a messenger RNA of Pocillopora meandrina, 16106 nucleotides long. The record is from the annotation of a GenBank genome assembly. NCBI's taxonomy places the organism in Eukaryota, Metazoa, Cnidaria, Anthozoa, Scleractinia, Pocilloporidae.
CUCUUACAUUAUUAGUACAAUGGUUUUCAUCGGUCGCCGUCGCUUCCGGUUUUCUUUAACCUUAAAAUUUGCACUAUUACACACCAUUAUUUCUGCCCAGAUACCGUUCUAAGGCUUGAAUAAAACAAUCUCUUGCCACCGAUUGCUAAUGUUCCACGAAUGUCCACGCAAAAAGCACCGAUUGCUAAUGUUCCACGAAUGUCCACGCAAAAAGCACUUUACUCCGUGCAAAGUACGCGCACGUUUGAUGCGGUUGGUGUCAAUUCAUCAAUUUACUUGUCAACUUGAAAAUCAACUUGUGAUCUGAUUGGCUGUCGCCUGACACUUUCGCCUUUUCAUUGUUAUCUUAGUCCGUUCUAUUUUGGUCAAUUUAUUGAUUGAAAAUGUCCAUUUCGGUCGUGUAUGUCCGAUUAAGAGCGCCUUUGUAUCACUGUUGUUUUUACAAUAAUGUGUGAAGGGAUAGUGAAAUAUUGCUUCAGAGAAUCAGCGGCUUGUGGAGGGAAUUUCGCUAGAAUCGCGGCAGAUUAACAACACGGAUUUUAUGGUCUUAUUCUUGUAGGUUUGAUAGCGUCAUGCUUUGGUGUUUCCUGUUGAUCGGUUCCUUUUUCUCGAUGUUUCAAAGAGGUAAGUUUGCAAAAUAUUCUUACAAUUAUCACACUUUUGCCGAAUAGUCGCUGAAAAUAUCCAAGCAUAAGACAAGCCAGCGAUCUCCUGUAUGCUCAAUAUUACUGUUUGAUUUCCGUAAAGACAACGAACCAGUAAUUUCAGCACGUAUUGCGCUUGUAUCAACGAUGAACGAUCCACUACAUUCCAAGAACUUUACAAUCUGGGGUCAGUGUUUAUUGUGGAUAAUGUUUUUUGUGCAGAAUGGCAACGAUCUCAGUCGCGGACACAACGGUAUUCGGUAACAAUUGUCGUCCAACUACGGACCAUUUAUUUCGAUGGAAGAUUUCUUAAAUUCGCUGAACGCUCUAAACAUUAUCGCGGUAGUAAUCUAAAGUUGUACUUUCGUCGCCCGUCAUCCUAGAAUAUGAGAGCUCUUGAGAUGAUUGAUUCUUGUAACCCCUGAUUUGUUGCGAACUCUCUGCAGGCCUAUAGAUCGCUUGUAAAUAACUCGAACCUUUGUUGCAUCAGGGCCCGCUGAGUUAAAUGGCGUCACCAUCCUGACUCUUCCCUGUCCCGUAACUAUAGUCACCCACACACAGCUGAGUAAUUAAACAACGCUUUUCAACACGUGAAAGUCAGAGCUUUUCGUAAUCAGUUCAAGAAGCGAUCAAAGCGAUUAUUUGCGACAUUGUUGAUGGCAUGUUUCAAACGAUCGCAUUUAUAACCAGUCAUUCGCUGAUUACUAUGAAGUUAACAUUGCUUAUUUUCCUUCUUCCUCAAGGCUUGGCUCAGGGAAGUUCAUCGAAUACUGAUCCGGGUGGGGGGAAAACUCCUCCAUUAGAAAUCGUGGUAAAGCUAGGAUCGGACGCGAUUUUACCGUGCGAUGCUGUAGACGCAGAUCGAUCGCCGGACCUCAUAGAAUGGCGAAAGAACGGAUCGAAAAGUCCAAUUUUUAUGAAGUUCAUGAGCUUCAAACCUCACAUUGAUUCGCGCUAUUCUCGCCGUGUUCACAUGAUCAAUACUUCUGCAAUUUUGCUUUCGGGAGCAAAGGAUACUGAUGCGGGAAUAUACCGGUGUAGAACGAUGCAAUCUGGAUCUGAAAGUACGAUCAUAACUCAUGGAAGAUGGGUCGUUCUCAAAGUCAUUGGUAAGUUGACCCACUUGUAUUGUACAGGAGUAAAUUAAUGUGUAUGACGUCUUUGGGACGGGAGUGGAUAUUAGCGAACAGGUGCUUUACAUUGUUCAUCCGCCGGUUGUAACGAUACCUUAUGAUUUGGUUCUACCUUUAUUUAUCAGAAAUCUUGUACACUAAAAUGUAAUUGAACUGUCGACAUUAAUGUCAAGGAGCGUAGCUUGUCUCUUCUCAAACAUGAGGAUAUUAAUUCUCAGUAGAAUUGUAACUUUAUCGGUUUAAGUUCUGCGUGACACGCACAGGACACGUUUCCGAUUCUUAGCAACCCGCUGAGCGAGACGUGCUUUGCUUAGAGGAGGAAUCGUGCGGUUUCUUGUUCCGCCAUUGUUUUGAAUCUGUUUCUAGUAGUCACGUCAUAAAAUCCCUCACCAGGAGACUCUUUAUUAGUGAACAGCUUAAUUCGUCUAGCCAAGGUUUCUUUUCCUUCUAAUGUUUGGAUUUAUUAAUUUGAAGCCUCCAUCAAGUAAUGACGAUUUCCCGAACCGCCUCACUACAAAUUUUCGUCUGUUAAUAUGACAGUAAUUUCACAAUGUUUCUUUGAAAACGCUUGGUGAAUAUAUUCAUGGUGGUUAAAAUUCCUGAGUGUCUUAAAAAAACUUUUGUUCGUGUAGCGCUCCCACCCAAAGGAAAUGUCAUUUCUACCCAAAUAAUUAAAUUAUCAUUUUUCAUUGAGGCGGCAUAAAAUAGCAGUGACAUCAGGUUUUGCUGUUAAAAACUCAGAGUUUUAAAUCAGCGUGGAAGAAAUCCUAUUUUUUUAUUUCAUAUCCCGUUAGAAGAAACUCAAAAUCUGUCUUCUGAGAUUAAAACGGCUUUGAAACUUCAUUUUUACGCGUCGGUUUGAAUCUCUUUAUACCAGUGUGAACAAUUCGGAGUAAAAAGUUUCUAUUGUAAAACUUUGAAGUUAAAAGACGCUUGAGUAACCAAGCGUUUCGACCCCCGACUGAACUAGAAAAUUUCGUUGUAAUUCAUUAAACAGAAUUUUUCUACGCCGUCUCCGCUGCAAUUUUGAAUAAGUAACCAGUACAGACGGUUUAAUCCCAGAUUCUAAGCUUCGUGUUUGUGAGCCGCCUUCCUAAUCCCUACUGAUUGAAUGUGCAUUGUGAUUUUAGAACGCUGGGGUAUUACAAUAUAAGGACAUAAUUGCUAUGUUAGACCGACAAAGCCUUAUAGUUUGGCCAGCAAAAUAUUCAACGUCUGUAAGAAAUAUUAAGAAUUAAGUUUGAACUUUAUCCGCUCUGCAGGUGACUUAGACAACUUUAAGGCAAGUUAGAUUAAAACCAUUCACGACUUAACUUUAAAAUGGAGAGUAAUAUUAAACCCCUUUCCAUAAGACUUUCUCACCCGCUUUGUGUUGAAAUGAAUACAGCGAAAAGAAUGUAACACAAGCCUUUGAGUCGGUUUUAUCGUGGAAGAACGUUGCAACUUUCUUUUCAGGUUAAAAAGUGGCUUGCUAUCUCAAGUGAAGUUUGAUUAUUGAAAGUUAAGAACUACUCAUAAUAAUUUCCAGUUUUAUUCUAAUGUGUUUGAAAAAAGUUUUAAUAACACUAAACUGCAAACAUUUUUCGUCACCUUUCUUUGAACUGUACAAUUUCAGUUGGAUAUAAACUAACGUUACUUGCAGCCGACUCAAUUCUAGUUCAACUGGUGUAAGAAAUGAAAAACAACGAACAAUGGGACUAAACUACAACUGGAUUUAUUCGGGGCAAAGUAUUCUUUUUGACCGCAAGAAACAGACCGAUUACCAAUCUAUCGCCCUGCUUUAGAGAAAAACUUUCCCGCACAAGCAAAUAGUGCGUGCAAUUUAAUAUCCUCUGUUUGAAAAGGUUUUACCAGUUAUUGACCCAACUACCGACAUUUUGACAGUAAGUCUUUGCUUGUCACAUCCGAUGUUUUCCUUUCACUCCACAAGAAGUUACGUUGCGCCUUUGGAAUUCAUAUUAUCCCAAUUAACUUUUCUUUAUUCCAUAUUUCGUUUGGAAACGAUUUUCACUUUGUUGUAUUUACCUAUGUGAUGAGGUGAACACGGUCGACAUCCAAAGCAUAUUUCGCGAAACUUUGUUCGUAAAAGCAUUAACUUAGACUCAGGAAAUGCAAGAGUUCAUUUUCAAGAUCUAAUAACGUUUUUGUUUGUUCAAAUAAAAGAGCAAACCGACUGACGUUUAUUUCAAAAACAUUGUAAGCCCCCUUGUAAUUGCCAUGGCAACAAAACGUGCUUGUGUGAUUAAGGUGCCAUGAGCUGUCAGCUUGGAGGAGAGAAUUCACGGGUGGUCAGUUGAUUUAUCCUUUGAAAAGCAAGUCUUUUGAAAAACUGUCAGGUUAAAAAUAAUUUGGUCAAUAUAUGAACACGCAAGGGAAAGGACAAGAUUCACGAUACGUAACUUUGCAAUGCAGUGCACUGAGUUUCGGCCGAAUGGACCCAACCGAUCGGGAAAUUUAAUUAUGGCUAAGAUGUCCAAAUUUAAAUCAUUGAAUCCUUCUUUAAAGCCAUGAACAAACAGAAGCAUCGAUCACUGCCGACACUGCACAGGAAACUAAUAACAGUGGAGGUCUUGUCUUUUGUACAAGUUGAUGUAGCUCUGAGAUUUAGUUUACUUUCUUAAAGCUAAAAUCUCUCUCGUUUGUCGAGUCUCCAAAACCAAAUCUCGUCUGUUUUCAUUUAUUCUGAGACGGCACCUCGUUGUUUUGUAAACGUCCGUCUGAGGCAAACAAUUCCCAUGCCAAGAUAAAUAAACUUGUUUAGCAUGUCAAUUAGUUUACAAUGAAAAAGCAAACAGUACCGGGAGUACUGAAAAUUAACCAGAGUUUCGGCAUCACACAAAUGCUUUAAAUCAUUAUGUUGACUACAUAUGCGAAAACAAAAAAAUCUGACCUCAAACUUCCUAAGGCACCCAGGUUUCAUGGUUGUUGACCAAUUUUGUUUACGUUAAAAGUUCCGCUUUCCUAUGUGGGUUAACGCUGUGACACAUUUUAAUCCCUAAUACAGCGUGUGAUCAAUAACUUUAAUUAACUUGGUAGUUGUAACUUAAAAUUUUUGCCAUAAGUGUUUUAAAUCAUCCUAAUUUUUUUUUCCCCGUUACUCUUAAAUUUAAAAGCCCUGUACUUAUUUACCUCAUUACCUUCUUAUAACGAUAACAUAAUCCUAUAUUUAAGCUGAUAAUUUACUAAUUCAUUCUUUAAGUCUUAUGAUAACCAUUAAUAUUUCGGCUUUUCUCUUUCACGGUUUAUCAGCCCCUUUGUCGGUCCCUCCUUUCUUCUUAAGGAAACCGCUGGACAAAAUAAUUGCUAACGAGAGCGAUUCGUUGACUCUGCUCUGCUUGGUUGGGGGUACUCCGGAACCGGAAGUGGAGUGGUUUAAACACGGGGCACCUAUACCAUUCGAACGCGCCUCUGUCUUCCCCGGAAGUCGGCUCACAGUGACAACUGUUGUGCCAGAUGACAGCGGUCGAUACCAGUGCUCAUCGGCUAAUUCUGUUGGGCAACUUCAUCACGUGUUUGAAGUUACCAUUAAGCGUAAGAACCGAUUUUUUUGUCGUCUACAAAUUCAUCACAGCACUGUGUAUAUACAACCAUCAUUUGAACACCACCGCGAAACGUACUUCCUUCUAACUUUUGUUUAUGUGUUGCUUGCAUCGCCUUUUGACAAUUGUAACUCUCCAUAUUGCUGAAAAGGGUAUCUUAAUUCAUGAACAGAUUUCUCAAAAGAACCCAAGAAAUUUUUCCCAGUUAGUCUUGCUUUUCAUGAACAAUGAAAAGGAAGAAAAACAAACUUGGAAAUUGUGCUUAAUUUGCUGACAUUACUAACCCACGGUACUCUUUCCUGCAGUUUGGGUAGUUCUUUGUAUGUCUUCACUUGUUACCUGACGCGUGUUACACAAUUCUUUCGAGCUUUUAUUGUGUUUUAUGUUGUUGCAAUUUUAUUACUCAGUCCUGGUCGUUAAAGUAACUUAUCUAACUUUUGCCCCAAUUUAAGUACAAAUAAUUUCUUGAUAGCUAAUAUGAUAUACUCAAGGAAAUCUGAGAAGCUGUUUUAUUUCGCUUCAACCUAUUAAAUUGUGAGCUUCACACUAUAUUGAUGUGAAUUUGAAGAAUGUUAAAAGGUUUUGUGGGAUCGAAAUGGUCAAAGUUGUACAAUAUUCAGAGAUGUUGAAACAGAUUUCUGACACGUGAGAUAUCGAAGACGUUUUUAGCUGGCACAUAAACUAUUUUCAGUAUCCUUGCCAAUUAAGGAAAAUUUUGUGCUUCCCUCACGAGACCUACACCGCUUCAUCCGGUGUCUCAGUUACACUUCAGUAAACGAUAAUCUGCACCACUGCUUUGUCAUACUUAGGUCUCGAUUAAAUCCGUCCAGAAGACAAGUGUCCUUUUUAAAACUUUCUUUCUUCCUUCCUAUUUUCGUUCCAGUUCAUUCAGCUUCAUGUAGGUUUGAGCACGUAUUCUCGCGUGAGAACGUAUUCUCGCGAAUUUUUGGUUACCAAACAUUUAAAUCACCCAGCUGAUGAUUAAUAAGCGUAUCAUUGAAGUGGGGUUCACAUAAUUGUCGCUUUAAAAAUGCAAAUUUUAAUAUUGGCAAAUGUAUACGAUCCCAACACUUUAGGUUCAAUUUUGUAUUACUUUUCUUGUUAUUAGGAACCUAUUAAGUGUGGAUAAUUUAGUGGUCGGGUUCUAUAAAUUAGAGAAAAACAAAAAAACAAACAUCCUGUCUCUCUACAUAUUUCAUGCCUUCACCUCACCUAGGUAUUGAGAUUUUUUCAUGACAACAUUCCAUUUUUCCCAGGGGCCCUCUUACGAGUUCAUAACAAUCUUGGCGAUAUUUUAUAUCUUUUCCAAUCAUUCCUUUUUGGCUCCAUUGCAAUACCUUUUAUGUUUUUAAACCAAAUAUUAGACUUGAGUUAACAACACGUACUUUUGUGGUGUGAGUCAUUAUUUUUACUCGCUCAUCCUCUUCCGGCAUUUCCUAAGAUAGAUUUGAGCGGAAAUGCUGUAGAUCCGUCAAAAGAUAACCUAACCCACGCACUCAGGGCUUCCUACAAAGUGUUCAGUCUAGAAAUUUGAAAACGAUGCUCUGAAUAGUGCUCUUACAGACUAAGUAUCCUAAAUGUGAAUUUGUUGUGAUUAAUAUCAUUAACGAGUGAGUUGCCAUUGGUUCGUCGAGAGGCUUAAGGGCAGAUUUCAUGGAAAGUUGUUGACAUUUCUCCGAUCAGACAAAAGGAAUCUUUUAGUGCAGUGUAACUCGAUACACUUGGGGAAAGUGAGUUGUUUUACACGCAAAGCUUGCUGAACAGCAAACAACCCCGAUGAGUUCUACUGCAUGUCUGGUUUUAAAGCGAAAGGAACAGACUGUGUUUGGGAUGCUUAAUAUCGUGUUGAUAGUGGGGAUGUGUAGCUCAGCAGUGCUAGCUCAAGGUAUGAUAAUAAUGCACGUUCAAUGAUCAACCACUGUUCAACUCAGUAGCUUUCUUGAUCCCUCAAUGAGUUGCGUUGGUCGAGAGGUUACAUGAGUUUCUGCGACUGAGGAGCGGAAGAUCAUCUUAGUAUGGACCGAUCAGAAGAUAUUUGAACAUCAUUGUGCGUUGAAAUAGUAAGCGGCAUCCUCUACCAAAGGAGACAGGAGUCUAAAUGCAACAGCUCACCUGAAAACACUAUAUCUCUGGUAACACAUCAAGCCUCAAGUGUUGUUGUCUACCCGCUAAUCACAGGCUUAUAUGUAACAUUGCCUUCUCGUCUAUUGCUUUCGUUUGAGAAUCUCCAGCUCCAAUUCUGCUCAUUCUGAACGAAUCAGUCUUAAGGUAGCAAGGAGUCAGUUUCAUAAAUCUUUAAUAUUCUAUAUUUCUACGAGUUCUUGAAUGGAACGUUCUGUUUCAAAUAACUUUAAAAGGUUGAUGAGAGGUCGCGUGCUGGAGAUUUUAAUCUCUGUUUGAUACAGUUUCGUGUUACUGGUAUCCGUCUGAAAGAGUCGUAGGCAUUUUUGCCAAAAUUUCCCAUGUUCUCGUUAUUUAUCGUGAGCUAGACGGUAGUGAGCUUAGCAUACCUUUCUAAAAUUAUGUGUUCAAAAGUUCCCACAAGUCUUGUGAUUUAUCGUUUCAUCCAAGACGAUCAUUCACGAAAGCUAAUUAAACACAGUCUGUUCUUUUGCUUCCCAGUAACCUGAAGUAACGUGAUCCACGCUCUUAUAUUUUUUUCAUUCACGCUUUUCCAUUUAUACAUGAAUUGGUUGUUGACACAGCAUGCUAAGGAUGUCUUCACCAGCACACUUGAAAACAUCCCGUUGUUACAUAAAACACAAUUUGAUCUUGCUUUGCUUCCCUUCGCUGUUUAUGUUUCAGGGAAAGUUGGUUUACCAUCUCGUCGAAAAACAGUGGUUGAAAAAUAUCCAGCGGUCCUUGACUGUCUCACUGAUACAAACCUGCCGAGUGAAAACGUCAUAUACAGUUGGACUAAAGAUGGCGCGGAUGCUGCAUCAGACACACGGGCCACAGUCAUUGCUUCCGGUGCCUUGUUUAUCAAAUCAACCCGCAAAACCGAUUCCGGUGUGUACCAGUGCACUGCGAAAACAUUUGACUCAAGUGGCUUGGUUACCUACCCUGGGGCCAAAAUACUCUUGGAUGUUCAAUGUAAGCAAUGGAUGAAGUAACUUUGCUCACUUAAUUUAUUUUUUUUUAUCAAGCAGCUGGUCUGGGUCUGUUUGUUGAUUCAAGAUGAAUAUUUGAUUAAACAGAUACUUUGAAGACUUUCUAUUCUAUCUCAUUUAUCUCAGAUACCCCUACGGUUGUCGAAAUGCAGGACACCGUGGCAGUACCCGAGGGCUCUGAUGCCCGGUUGCCGUGUAUCUCCGUUGGAAACCCGAGCACUUCUUUUACAAACUGGACGCGACUCGGUGAAGACCUGCGAUCACGUUCAAGGUUUGCUGUGCUGGAAAAGGGUUCGUUACUGAUACAGGAUGUUCGACGCACAGACGCGGGGGAAUACGCUUGCACUCCCUAUAACAAAGUGGGGCCAGGAGAAACAAAAAUAACAAGGCUUGUCCUAAAAGGUAAGAAUUCCUACUAGUCGCUUUGACAACAAAGCUGCUCUUGCCCAGAAUCUGAUGUUUUUCCUGUCUCUAUUUUAUCGCAGUUGUUCCAAAGUUUAUAGUUGCACCUCCAAGUAUCAUGACGCUCAGAGUGGAUGAUGACGUCACACUGGUCUGUGAAGCUACUUCUGAUUCUACUCCCACGUUAAAGUGGGAACGCGAAGGAGAACCUUUCCCAGAAGGCCGUACGGUCAGACAGGGGGGCAAGCUAGAAAUAAAAGGCAUCCAGAAAGAUGAUUAUGGGGUGUACACGUGUAUUGCUACAUCAGCUGAUGGACAGGCUAAACAUUCCACAACUAUAGCCGUCAUUUGUAAGUCGCACACUGUAAUUUGUCCAAUGUUUGAGAAAUAGAUGCCUUAAUCGCGUGAAUUUUGUGUUAUUUUACAGCCACUCCCAGCAAACCCACGAUACUAAGCGUUCAGUUCAACGACGCGACGGCCAUGAUAACAUGGCGGCCUGGGUACGAUGGUGGAUAUCCCCAAAGGCUGGAAGUCUGGCACCGACUUACCACUGAUAAUGAUUAUGAAUGGCUCAAGUCACCUAAUUUACCAGCUAGCGUGACGUCAUACCAGAUCUCAGACCUCCAGCCGGAGCACCCUUACUUAUUCAGCAUCAGAGGAAUCAACCGAGAAGGGGCUGGGCACUUCAGUGAUAUUGUGGAAGCCAAAGGCGUUCCUCCAGUCAUAAAUCGAACGCCUGACAAACCAGGUAAGGUCACUAACCCAGUUUCUGUUCGACCAUGUUCCACAGAAUUCCUGCCAGUUGAAAUGAUACACUGCAAUUUGUAGUCGCUUGCUUCUUAAGGGGUACAUUUGUUGUAAAUUAAAAUUUACAUCUUGAGUGUAACUUAUCCUUCUGUUUCUCCGUAAUGACCGCAUGAUUUACAAAUUUAUUGACGAAUUUGCAUUCGUUGUAUUUGUGCUAAUUUGAUGAUUAAACUGCGGAACAAUCUUAUCAAUCAAAAUGUUUAAUUUAGUAUUAUUUUUCCAACAGGGAAACCUUUAGCUCCUCAGAAUGUUGUUGUUAACACCACUAAGGACGGAUACUGGGUCAUGUGGUCCUACUCAGCUGUACCUGGUCGGCCGAUUGUGGAGAAGUUUGUCGUGGAGUACAGUGAAGGAAAUGGAUCAUCCUCUUGGCGUAUGGCAGAUGCUGCUGUCCCAGCGGAUCGCAGAAAGUACUUGUUCAACGCAGAAAAAAUAGAAGCUGGAAAGAGCUACGACUUCCGGGUUUUUGCAUUUGGUGCGAACGAGUUUAGUGAGGCUGCUUAUGUGUCCAAGACUUAUAAACUUGGUGAGCUCUAAAUCAUUAUUUUGGCCAUAAAUCCUCGCGAGAAUGGCGAAGUAGAGUUCUCAUUUUAAAACUACCAUGUUCGGUAGCCAAUAAGAAGCCUGGGUGAAGAUUUUACAGUGCAAUCUUGAAGGUUAAGCUUUUCAAUUCUUUCGGUGAUUGUAGAUUUCCGACGCCUUUUCGCCGGGUCUGGGUCUGUGAAAUUGUUUUUCAUUUUUUCAGUCGUUUUUUCUUAUGAAGUUUGUCAUCAUCUGAUGUUUUAGGUUCUCCAGUCAUCGGCAAACGUUCCAGUGACGAUGACGUUGUUCCCAUCGUAGCUGGAGUCCUUGGAGCCAUCGUUGGUCUUUUCCUUCUCGGCUUAGUUUGUUUCUGCUUCAUUCACAGGAAGAAAUCCAGAAAACACCGUAAGUUGAAUUAUAAUGUCCUCUUCAUUAAAAGGUGCAAGCCACAGCACACUUCAUACACCAAUCAGCUCUUUUCUUAAUAAAUAGUGAAUGACGAUUUAGCCUUAGGGGAAACUUGGUUUCUGAUUGGCUGUGCUUGGUUAUAUGGUUCCAGAGUCUGAACCGCGAAUCUGUAAGGCUGCUGAGCCCUGAUUCACGCCUCAUAUUAUAUUAGCGUCUAGAGGGUAUUGUGGAGGAUCUGCUAUAAGGUUUUUAAAUGAUUCUUUUUGUAAAAAAAAGUCCGGUAAGGAUUUAGACGUUUGUUAAUUUCUCAUUUCUCUUUCAGACAUAAAUAAAUCCGGGGACAAGAAAGUUCAUUUCAUUCUUCCAAACAGGUACAUUUCUACAAAUUGUUUAUUUACUGCUAUGAAUACAAACCCUAUGGGACCGUGGCCUAAAAAAGAUUAUCAAGUAAAUAGAUAAAUAAGAAGACGACUACAUACCAAACUGUGGUCUGCUCCGGUUAUUUUUAUCUCAGUAGUCACGUAAAGGGGUUCCGUAUUAUGAUUGGCUCAUCAAGAGCUAGUUUAUUAACUGCAUCACAUCGACAAAGAAAAAUGUUAGAACUGCAUUUUCCCAUUUGAAAACUCUUGUUGUCGAACCGCAGUACUUUAUCAUUGAAUUAGUCAGUACCCUUCUUUUCAAAAGCCCAACCGUUCACACAGCGCGUCUCUAAGUUAUAUUAUUGUGACAAGUUGAUCUCUUUGAAUUUCUUGGCAAAUUCUCAUCGGCAUAGUCUGGAGAUAAAAAUAUAGAUAUUUGAAAUUCGAAAGGCACUACAAUAAAUUUGAUCUCAAGACAGUUGACGAAAUUGGCGAUUAUUUUCCACGAUCGCUAUUUUUUUGUAGUUGAGGAAAGAUUCGAUAUGUUGUAAUUCUUGCCAAUGCUAACGUACAUUAUUCACCUGUAAAACAAUUAUUGUGGCUGGUAUGUAAAUUAGACUCGAUUCAAUCGCUUUCACUCCUUUUUUAUAAUUCAUGCCGACUAGAAAGUCAUCUUUGUCAAAUUUAUGACAGGUGUCAUUCACUUGAUAGCUUUGUUGGUUUCCAAGCCAGGGACAGGCAUGAUAAAUUUAUUAAAACAGAAAGACGACCCAGUCAUGCAAUAAUUAUAACUAUUUGAGGAGUUUCUGUUUCGGGAUCGAUUACUCGUUGAAUUGUUAAAUUUCGAAGAGUUUCUGAGGUCGUGAUGGGAAAUUUAUUGAGGUAACUUAGUUAGAUCAUAAUUCGCCUGUUUUUUUACUGUUUUGUUUUCUUGGCGUGAAUUUCGGAUCGUAUUAAUUAUAGAAACAUUGUAAAGUUAAGGUUUGCGUUCUGUUGGUAGUGUCAUUCUGUAUUUUUCACUUAAGAACAAGAAAAAAUAUUUGUACCCAAGAACUCAAUGAAUUUCUGUUUGAAUAAAGUGAUAGCUGGACGCCAUGUUCAUCGUCAAUUCUCAAAAUUAAUCACCGAUGGCUUUUUCUGUGUAAUGACCCAUUAGAGUAGAAAAGCGAUUGUAAUUUUGUUUUAAAUUUACAAAGUAUACCUGUAAUAGUCUUUACGGUGCCGGAAUGAUUUCUAGCAGUUUUAUCUGUAGCCUUGCAACAAUGCUUGAAAUAAUCUCGAAAAAGCCGACUGAAUUCAAUCUCUCCUAUUAGUCUGACAGUCGUUUAGUUCACAUCAGUGACAAGUUAAUUUGUAAGUUUCAUUCCAAACUCCUUAGUACAGCCAGUAUGAUGUUCACGAUUGGACUGCCCUGGCUCAUUUAUAUUCAUCAAAGGGUUGAUUAUUCACCAAAUUUCCGAACGAACAGAGGUUUCUUCUGUCACUUAUUCAUAUUUUGAGAUUAUUACUCUUUUUCAGUAUAAAUGCUGAAUUAUUUUUUUUAAACUGUUAAUUUUACGUUUUAGCCGAGAAUCCAUAGUGCAAACAAUUUGCAUGAUACAUGCAAAACCCAAAACCCACCCACCAAUUGAACGAUUUGAGAAAGGGGAAAUUUGAAGAUUUUUAUGUGAAGUGUUUGGUAACUUGAUAUGUUCUUUGAAGUUUUGUGAUGUUAUGUACCGUGUUUGCGUCAUUGAAAGGUUUUAAGAUCUAACCGAUGUAGUUAAUAUUUUAUGACCUGUUUUAUAAUAUCUUUACAUUAUUUUCAGUCCGUCAGAAACAUUGUACUCCUUUUUUCUCUUCACAGCACAAGUGAAGCUUUUGAACCCGAAGAUUCCGAGGACGACUUCCUUGACGCUGAAAUUAAGUUGCGUCCCGAAACUGUCCGAUUUAUUCCCGAUGAUAACGAAGGAAGAGACGGCGAUAAAUAUGCAAAGAUGAAACGAGAAGAAGAUCUGAUCUUAUCGGGUCAUGACGGUCGGUACAGCGGAGACAUGUUACGUUAUGCCAAGCUAGUAAUGAGCGCAUCACCGCCUCAAUCACCAACAGCUUCUGAGGAUUCGGAGAAAGUUCAUUACUUCGGUGACUUGGAGACUCGGGACGGCCAGUCAGGCUGGUAUGAUUGUACCUUAGCAAAGCCCGCAUCCCGCGAGGUACGGGAUUCGUACGAUCAAUUCUGUAGGCAGCCUGACAUAGGAUCGCGGGAUUCUCUUCAAAUAUCUCCCUCCGGAUUUGGACGAAAGGCUUCAUAUGAACAGUUAGGAUCUAAGGCUCACGCUAGGCAGAAAUUUGGUUCUAACAGCAGUUUACCAGAGAAGAAGUUAGAAGUUAGUAUGUUCCGUAACCCGCGCUUUCAACCCAUACAGGAAGAAAUCCCGCGGGACGGGGAUAUCCCUCGAGGUGGCGCACCACUUGGGAGAAGACAGCCUCAUCAUUGGUCGACUCCAGCAGUUUUCACCAGAAGACAAGAUUCAAACAACAACAGCGAUGGAAAGGGUUCGGAUUCUGACUCGGGAGAUUCCAUGGUACGAGGACGAAAAGGGAGGCGACACAGACCUCAUUCGUUAUACGAAGGAAAGCUUCGGCCGAUUUCGGAACAGGAUUCUGAUCCAAAGUUCCGGUGCACGUGUGAUGAAGAGGACGAAUCAGACGAGGGGCUGAAGUAUCCAAAGCAGAAAGGACGAGAGGUCAAUAGCACGUCAUCACUGGGAAGGAAACUCACUGAGCCUGAGUCAUCUUACCUUCAUUUAGAAAGGUCCGACUCUCAGAGACUUUCCUUUACUGAUCAGUUAAAAGGUUGGGGCGAAUCUUUAUUCGCUGGCGAACCUUACGACAAACACUCAAAGAAGGACAGACCCUCAGCAGCUCCAAUCUAUACGGACUCGGAAAAUAGCGUGUCUCCGGCAAUUUCUUUGGUGUCACUGUCGGAGACUGAAAGUGACCGUGAAAUCGGCCAGAAGCUUUACGAAAGUCAGCCGAGUGGUGCAGCCAACAACCGUCAAUCUGACGUAGUUACACUUCCACGCGCGGUAGCAAAUCUAAAAUCAGUUGAUUCGGAGUCGUCUUCCGAUGAACGUGGGAAUUCAGGAAGUCGCGAUAGAUCAAAGAAACCUUCGCCGCCUGUUUAUAAGGAGAAGAAGCCUCCCUCUGUUACAGAUUUAAACAUAAAUCCCAUUGAGCCAGCAAAUUCAAUGGACCAGCUUAAAUUGUGUGAUCCUUUCUUCCAGGAAAGACACAGAGUUUCUAGAUCUUCUUCAAACGCGUCAAGUGGGAUUUGCUCAGUGAUUGUAUCAUCCAGCGAAACAAACAGCAUUGAAUCACCCAGAGAUACUUCAAAACGAUCAUCCCGCUCAAGCGAUCGAACUUCCACCGACCGAGCGUCGAGCGGUUACGCGUCUUCUCGGGAUAGUUACGACAAUCCUGAUCGGAUAAGACCUGAGGAUUACUCAAAAGCGCACGCGCAAAGGCGUUUGAGAGGUAAGCGGCUUUCUCCACAUGGAGAUCCAUAUGAGUUGGAUCCUUCAUCGAGUGAAAUGGAGGAGUUAGAUACGGAAGGAGUAUCAUAUGAUCCAAAAGUCUACGAAGAUCUUAUGAUGUUACAGCAAGAGAUGGGUGUUAACUUGGACGGCAGUGAUUCCAGUAGAGAAAGCCUCAAAGAAAUGGAAAAACUGUCCAAUACAGAACUUCUGAAUUAUUCUCCUGAACUGUCUCCAAAGAAAUACAAAGUUGAUCAGUUGAGCGACGCAGAGAAAGAUCAGCGGUGUUCCAAGCUAAUGGAGGAGUAUAAGACCAACAAGAAACUGCAAAAUGUUAGGGCUAGUGGCAGUCAUGUGUAUCGAUCGUGGGAUCUGUAACGGAACUGGAGGAUUGAAAUUCCUGACUGAGUUCACACUACACCUCUCCGAAAAAAAGGGUGUGAUAAGAUCUUUGUGUCUGGAUGACGUUACGCGUGCCAGGUGAGGGUUUAUCUCGAGUUUGGAGGCACGCGCCUAGAUUUGUUUUUACCACAACUCGAGCAAAGUCGUGGGCAGUUUAUCCUGAUGCUCUCUCGGCGACCUUUGCAAGAUUCAGAUCCAAUCCCGGUGACCUUUGCAAGAUUCAGAUCCAAUGCCGGCGACGUUUGCAAGAUACAGCGGAAUGAUGGGGUAAAUUUUAAUAAAGCUCCCGCUAAAACGCAGUUAUGCUCUGAAAAUUUUUAAAAGUUGAUGUUCGGGUGAAUUCCUAACUCCAAUCUUUAUUUAUUGCGAAGUUUGAAGCAAUUGUUUAAUAGUCUGUUUGGAUAUACUUAACAGGCCAUUUAAGUCGUAUUUUCUUUUAGUAUGUUUCAGAGUAAGCAUGUGAUCCAUUAUCGGCUAGAUUUUUUCAGUAUCGAAAUCUUUUCCUCAUGGAAAUCUUUCGCGUGUGGCUCCACUGAUGUAUGUAACUGCAAAAGCAAGUGUUCAUUCCAUACAUUGUACAGAAAAAUAAUCGAAUAAUUUCGAGCUUACAAGAGUUUUCGACUUUCAAUGAUUGUGUAAAACUUUGGUAAACAACUUUUUGGAUAAUUUGUGUGAAGUUUAUAUACAUUAACAGUUCUGUUAUUCUUGCUGAGUUAUUUUAUGCUAAAGUGCUUAAAGCAAUUUUUUUUUACCAAGCAGAAGUCAUUUCGCUGAACUGGACAUGAUAUUCAUUUGUUUAAGUUUGGUUGUUGAGUAAUUGUCCACAGAUGAUCAAGGUUGAUUUUUAAAACAAUGGAAAUUCAGGUCAUUAAGGUAUCAAAUGAACAAAGAUGAUACGCUGAUAAUCAGUGUAAGAUAGUAACAAUGGCUUCAACAUUUAUAAACAGUUUAUGUAAAUAGUAAGAGAAAAAAUUUGCUAGUUUUAUAUGCUAAGUGAAGAUUUUAAGAUUUAAAUUAUAUUGUUCCAGUUUUUUAAAGGGAAGCGCCACUUUCUGUAGAUAUCUUUAGGAUACUAAACCGGUUGAUCUUAAAAAUUUCGAUGAGGUAGUUGCAUUCGGUGCUUUCAGCUGGUUUACGAAACGCAAAUAGGAUAGGAACGUAUGAGAUGAUUUCCGACAAGAAACAAUCACAAAACAAAACGCUAAAAUAAAGAUGUAAUGUUACCAAGUCAGCUGCAAACCUGAAUAAAAUAAAAGAGUUAUUUU